AUGCAGAGGCGAGUAGAUAUUGAGAAUGAUCGAUUGGAUCAAAUGCUCUUUGCAUUCGGAAAUCCGUUUUAUUCUAAACCAGAAAAAAAGUUGAAACCACCUCUGCAAUUCGUCUAUAUACCAUCUACGCACGUUAUAACCUUGGAGCGAUUGAUCGGUUCUGGUCCAAGGCCUUCUCGGUCAUUAGGUGUCAAUUUACAACAACAGUUAGGUGUAUCACAAAUGGCACCAGAAGAAAUUUUUGUGUCGAAAUUGAUGGAAAAUUGUCUUUUGAAAGCUGCAAUGGCUGGAAUUCUUGGUGGGCUAGUAGGUGUCGGUUUCGGUUUGUUCACAGCGUCAGUUGAUCCUAAUUUUGCUCCAGUUGAAAUUGCUGCAACAAAAAUGCCCACCUUAAAAGAAACUUGGCGGGAAAUGAAAGGUAGGAUGAAAUCAUACGGAAAGAAUUUUGGAUCGAUUGGUUUCAUGUUUGCUGGAACUGAAUGUAUGUUAGAAACUUGCCGUGCAAAAAGUGACUGGAGAAAUGGUACGCUGUCAGGCGCAAUAGUCGGCGGUGUGUUGGGUUUGAGAGCUGGUAUAAAGGCAGCUAUAUUAGGAGCUAUCGGUUUUGCAACUUUCUCCACGUUGGUUGAUUAUUAUAUGAGAUAG
This is a messenger RNA of Dracunculus medinensis (Guinea worm), 645 nucleotides long. The record is from the annotation of a GenBank genome assembly. Lineage: Eukaryota; Metazoa; Nematoda; Chromadorea; Rhabditida; Dracunculidae.